This is a messenger RNA of Haliotis rufescens (red abalone), 4186 nucleotides long. RefSeq names its product probable dimethyladenosine transferase. Gene Ontology annotation, biological process: rRNA methylation. The record is from RefSeq and is a predicted model, not a curated record. Gene Ontology annotation, molecular function: rRNA (adenine-N6,N6-)-dimethyltransferase activity. The transcript has 6 exons. NCBI's taxonomy places the organism in Eukaryota, Metazoa, Mollusca, Gastropoda, Lepetellida, Haliotidae. Bases 1942 to 2292 code for a protein of 116 amino acids. Gene Ontology annotation, cellular component: mitochondrial matrix.
UGUUUUUGCAUGUGUGACAAAAAGUGCAAGUUUGUGAUGUGGGUGAGUGUGUGUUUUGAAUGUGUGAUUGGGUUUAAGUGUGUAUGUAUGAGAGUGUUCGUUUCACAUGUGUGUUUGGGUGAGUGUAAUCAUAUGUGUAUAUGGGAGUUGGAGUGAUUUGCAUCUAGUAUUGUGUGUAAGUGUGUAUGUGUUGUGCAUGUGUGUUUGAUUUUAAGAGUACAUGUGCGACAGGAUGUGUCUCGCGUGUGUUUUGAGUAUAUGCAUAAGAGGAUGUGGUUUGUAUGUGUGUUUGUGUGAGAGGAUGUGGUUUGGUGCCCCUGUAAUAAAGCAUUUCUCCUUUUUGGACUGUUUUGGCUACACCCUUUUGGUUUAUGUUUGGACACACUCUUUCGAUCGUCUUUUCAUUUUUUUAGGCUCACUCUUUGACUGACAUUUCUAAGUUGAUUCCGUUCUCUGAUAUAGGAGAACCGUUUUUGUGCUCACUUUUGGCCCUGCUUUAAAUACUUUUUUUUGGACACAUACUAUUCCAUAUCUUAAAUAUAUCUAAAUAAAAAUAGAAUAAUCGUAUACACAUGAGUCUGUUUUCCUUCCUUGGAUCUAGCAACGACUAGGUGACAGCAACACAGCAGUAAAGGUAGGUGACCCGAGUCUGGUGUUAAUAUAAUUUGAAGUUGUUAUAGCGAGAAUAUUUAUUAUCAAGUUAAGAUAUUAAGGGGAACAUUUGCCCUGAACCGUUGUGUUCUAGCCCAAUUUACUAGAGGAAUAUCCAAUGGAAAGUCCGAACUCCAUACCCAUGGAUAGCUGUUGUAUAGCUUGGAAGCUGGUGUAGUAACGCUGGAUAUUUUACGAUCACUUUUUCACUUACUGGUGGGUACAUGUAUGGAUGAAAGAUAGAGUUAUCUCCCUUCGCCUUCUGCCGAUGUUUCUCCUAUCAUCGAUUCUUCAGAUAUAUCUACAGAUAUUAGCUUUCGUUUAGGGGUAGCUGGUUGGAAAGUAAAUGUAGCAGGUUUAGGCACACAUGAUCACGACAAAAAUGGUGACCAAAAUUGAAACGUAAGUUUCUUAGAAAACUAAGACUUAAAGGGCGACUGCGCUUCUGUGUCUGGUGCCAGUUUCAGUCCAGGUCUACAUGUUGUAAAUAAUGCCUAAUGGACACCUGGGUCAAUCAGAGUACUCUUAGAUUGAUAUAAAUCAUGAAAAUUGGAGUCAACAGACAAAGAAUGUUGUGUUUGAACGACUUUAGCCAAACUUACUUAAACAACAAUAUGCCACCACGGCCAUUUAAAAUACCUCAAUGUUAUAUGUAUAACAAUGUAUGGGGUUUAAUGAAUUAAAAGUGCACCAAAUGGUUGAAUGUGUGACAAUAGUGCUAUGAAUAAAUUGUCAUGAAAGUGGGAAAAUGGAUAGGUCCUGGGUAUUGGUGAACCAAAUCUACGUUCGAGUCAGCAAGAUAAAGUACAAAUGCUCCAAAACUGGUACGAACCUGAUGUGAACUUUAGGUACGGGUUAACCAUUUUCAGUGGGUACGAAUCUCUUUGGCUAUGGAUCACCUACCGUAUUUUCUUGAGUAUAGUGCGCACCCAUGUAUAAUGCGCACCCACCUCUAGCGGAUUCAGUAUUCUGGAGAAAAAAAAAGAAUUCGCUUAUCAAGCGCAGAAAAACAUUACACCUUACCCCUUCAGCGAAGUCCGGUAAACGAACGGGCAAUGAAAAACUUGGUCAGUACAAAUUCGAAAUUUGAGAUAAAAAAAUCACCAGACAUGUUGAUUUACCGUUUAAAUUGUAUUUUUUGUUCUGCUAGGCAUUGUUUUCCAUCCAGGGAUUAAGAUUACCUUGUGUAAAGAAAGCCGGAAACAGCAAUCAGCUGUACACACGUUUUUUUUGGAAUCUACCGGUGAUUCGGUCAAGACACACCCAAUGAUAUAACUUUACAGAAUUUUAAUGCAAGGUAGUAUCCAAAUCUCGUGGAAUCACACUGUCAUUGCAGGCAUCACCUUCAAGCAUGACUUCGGCCAGCACAUCCUCAAGAACCCUCUGGUUGUUGUCAGCAUGGUGGAGAAGGCUGCGCUGCGGCCGACAGAUGUGGUCCUGGAGGUCGGCCCUGGUACGGGCAACAUGACGGUCAAGCUGCUGGAGAAGGUCAAGAAGGUUGUGGCCUGUGAGAUUGACCCCCGUCUGGUGGCGGAGCUGCACAAGAGAGUUCAAGGAACCCCCCAGGCCACCAAGCUGCAGGUAAUGGUGGGGGGACGUCCUCAAGACAGAGCUGCCCUCGGAUUCAUUGUUCUGUCAUAACAUAACAAUACCUGCAGAUUUUGACAUCAAGGAAAAAGUAGUGAAGAUUCUUGAAGAGACCAGCUUUGACAAGAAGCGAGCCCGCACGAUGGAUAUUGAUGACUUCCUGGCGCUGUUGAACAGUUUCAACAAGGACGGCUUCCAUUUCUCCUGAUGCAAGAUGUGGUUCCAGUAUUGUCUGAUGCAGUGUGGGAACUUUCGAUGGACAACAGGCAGUGGGCUCUUCAUGGACAGUGAAGCUUCAUUUGUUUGUUUCUGUGAACACUGAACACUGUGACAUCUCCGUAAAAGGCGACUAUGCUUGUCGUAAGAGGCGACUAACGGGAUUGGAUGGUCAAACUCGCUGACUUGGUUGAUGCAUGUCAUCAAUCCCAAUUGCGUGGAUUGAUGCUCAUGAUAAUAAUCACUGGAUUGUCUAGUACAGACUGGGAUAAUUUACAGACCGCCUCAUAUAGCUGGAAUAUUGCUGAGUGCGGCGUUGAACACGAAUCAACUGUGACAUCUGAAUGCAUGAAUGCCAGUUGUAGAGUACACAUCGUCGUGAGGUGGAACACUCUGAAGUCUGUCAUGAAGCUUGUGUCAAGGAAUCACAGACACUGAAUAUCGUGGAACACUUUGACUGCCAACAGUGGUGGCUGUCAGUCUGACCAGAUGACAGGUAUUACAUUAGUGCCAAUACCUUGCGAUACCUUGAGGUACAUUGUGUGUACUGUAUCGUGACCUAUAUCAGCAGCAUGUCAUAUGGUAUGCAAUUGAAUUUCAUACUAUUUGCUGACAGUGUGUAUGUAUGUGUGUGCAGGAGUUCUCAAGCCAUUGUAUAUUUUAAAAGUUUUCACAACAUGAUGGGUGACGAGUGACGACAAGAAUCGUUAAAAGAAAGACACGAAGCCUGUAAAUCGAUUCUAUAAACACUUGUUUAUUUGGUCAGUGCCAGAAAAUAAAUAUGUAUGUACAUUUGGGUGUUCUCUGUCGAGACCGAUGUGUGUGGCAUGGUGGUUCAACACACCCAUCUUGCAGACACUUGUUUCCCCGACACUGAUGUCAAACGUUCAACGCCCAGUCUCACACACAGCCAGCCUCGCUCGCUCGCACGCUCACGCUCUCUCCAGCUUGCUCCACCUAUAUACAGGUGUGUGGUCCUAAGUACACAGGAACUGAUGACAAGUACACAUGCAUCUGUAUUGAUGACAUAUCCUGGCAGAAAUCACCUAAUACCAUCACCUGUUCCUGGAACAUGAUAAGAACUUUCGUCAUUAUGCUCCAACUUCAGAUCUCAACAAAUAGGUCGUUUCCUAAUUGAAACCACUUACGAUUUCAGAGUAUGAUUAUUAUUCCAAAGUAAACUUGGUGUUGGUUGAAAUAAGGUUCCAGGUUUUUAAUAUUACCCGCCCACCAUGAGCAUGGCUGUUGUGUAAUAUUCCAUUAGGAACAGGAGAUGGUACAUGAAGAGGCAAUGGUUGCCAUACUGUCAGUGAACUUGAACAGAUAACAGCAUAACCUUGCAAUUAUAAGAGGAAGAUUUCCUUGCCUAUACAUAAAGUACACAGAAAGAAGUCCUAGUUAACAAAGACUGACAUUAAUGAAUUAAGUAUUGCCACUUUUCAGCAAUUAAGUCCAUGUCCCAGCUGGGGUCAACGGUACAACAAUGUAACAGCUGAUUAAUAUGUAUCCCCCCCCCUCAGGCAAGACUGUUCUUAGUUUUCAGUUACUAAUGCACUUACAAACCAAACUAAUUUUUUUUAAUGAAAAUACAUGAUCAAAUGUACCCUUCUGACAGAAAUAAAAAACUAAAGUGAAACCCUCCUUCAGUUUAAACAGAAUGUUUCACUUUGACUAAACCACGAAAUAUUAUGCCAAAAUAAAAAAAUUAAAAAUCGAAUAUUCUUAUGUCAAC